AUGUCUGUCUUGGACACUACGACACAUGCGUCCAGUAGCUUGCAGGGCUUCUAUGGGUGGACAGAUACAUUGAAGGGGGUAUACUACGGACCGGGUUCCGUCUCCACCGCGCUCCCCAAGUUGCUUGAGACCCUAGGAGGGAAACGGGCGUUGGUUGUGACCGGGAAAAGCCUCAGAGAGAAGACGGACGUCAUCAGCAAGAUCGAAAACAUUCUGAAGGAACGGAACGCCUAUGGCGCUACGUUCUCCGAUAUUGGACAGCAUGCACCGAUCUCGGGCAUUCGUGGCGGCAUCAAGGCAUUCAAGGAAGCUGAUGCAGAUAUCAUCGUCUCCGUCGGUGGUGGAUCCCCUGUCGAUGCGUCGAAGGCGAUCAUCUACAUGCUCCAGGAAGAGCGCGGUGGAAACUACGCACGUCAGAUAGCCAUACCCACCACGCUGAGCGCGGCGGAGUAUACUGUCGGAGCUGGCUUCACGAACGACGAAGGCGUAAAGACGGCUGUGAGCUCGCCGGAACUCGCACCCGCUGGGAUUGUCUUGGAUGCCGAGCUUACUUUAGCUACUCCAGAGCGCCUAUGGCUCUCUACGGGACUUAGAGCUCUUGACCAUGCCGUUGAAAACUUAUAUCGUCCUCUGGUCCCCCCUCCGAUCAAGUACCUUUGCUAUGCUGCCCUCACCGACCUCUUCAAGUAUCUUCCUCUGUCCAAGGCCGACCCAGGCUCAGUGGAGAUCCGGCAGAAGCUCCAAUUGGCUUCGUGGAUGAGCUUGUGGCCGCUGAAGUUGGAGAAGUAUAGUGCGUUGGGCUUGUCACAUGCUCUUGGUCAUAAGCUGGGCGCUGCGUACGGUAUCCCACACGGCAUCACCUCUUGCCUCACCCUCGCGCCGGUCGUUGCACUCAAGGCUGAGACCGCGUCGCAAGAGGACAAGGAGUGGUUAGCGAACACUCUGUUCUAUCUGCGUGAACCCACCACCGGGUCCAUUGACGGCGACAUACGCAGGCUUUCAGUACUGAUCAGAACGCUGGUGAAUGAUCUCGGCUUACAGUCGGACUUGGCGUACUACAAGGUACCAACAAUUGAUGUUCCCGGCAUUGCCGAGAAAGCGAUGGGAGGUAAAGACGAUCCUUCUUAUCCGAAGGUUGUCGAUCUCUUGCGGUCUUUGUAUCCGUAA
Punctularia strigosozonata HHB-11173 SS5 is the source of this 1167-nucleotide messenger RNA. RefSeq names its product alcohol dehydrogenase IV. The record is from RefSeq and is a predicted model, not a curated record. The transcript is spliced from 7 exons. Gene Ontology annotation, molecular function: alcohol dehydrogenase (NAD+) activity; metal ion binding. NCBI's taxonomy places the organism in Eukaryota, Fungi, Basidiomycota, Agaricomycetes, Corticiales, Punctulariaceae. Gene Ontology annotation, cellular component: mitochondrion. The coding region runs from base 1 to 1167 and encodes 388 amino acids.